Mollisia scopiformis is the source of this 1538-nucleotide messenger RNA. RefSeq lists its product as uncharacterized. Bases 371 to 1486 code for a protein of 371 amino acids. NCBI's taxonomy places the organism in Eukaryota, Fungi, Ascomycota, Leotiomycetes, Helotiales, Mollisiaceae. The transcript has a single exon. The record is from RefSeq and is a predicted model, not a curated record.
GUUUCAAUAAACCCUCACUCCAGAAGCCAAGUCGUCGGUACUCAGCCGAGAUCUCAAAUUGAGAGAACCACGUUUGGCCAUCUGAAGUUUCACUUUCCCACGACUGAUGCAUCCCCAACCCACUCAGCUGCGAUUACAUCAAUCCAAUUAUUUCAGUUUCGUCGUCCAAAUCCCAUGUUGAUCAUGAUGCGCUCAAGAAGUCUAGGCACAGCCACACCCCAGCCAAGCCACCAACAUCCCGCCAUCUGCUGUGCCGCAAAUGGGGUUCAUAUACAAUCAUCAUCGCCGCACCUCUUCAGCUGAUUGUGUUUGUCUUCGAUAAAGGCAAACAUUUCAAAAGAGCAAGUCUAAAUUUCGUUCAAUCGAUGCAAUGACGAGCAUCCGAGACAGACUCCAGUCUGCUGCUGCCGAAAACUCCAGACUCUCUCAAACACGUUCCGAGACAGCAUAUUCUGUAUCCGCAUACCAACAAAGUCAGAAUUAUGUUGGAAAUCUGAAGAAGCAGAUCUCCAUUGAGGAGAACAAGCUUGCGGAUGUCAAUGAACAAGUUGCACGAGAAUAUGAGGAUCACCAAAAGUAUCGUGACUCUCACAUGAGACGAUUGGCAUACAAUCUGGGAGGAAAGAAGGAGAAAUUCGCCGAGCAGGCUACGAAAGAGGAGAAAGAAUGGCUUGAUGCUGUCGCUCUUCAACUCAGAACUAAGAAAGGCCUCGAGGGAUUGAACCGGACUCUCGCCGAUGCGACAAAGGCCAGUGCUGACCUACUUGCAAUUGUCAAAGUCCAUAAUCGAGCGGGAGUUGAGCGGGAUGCUCUUUACAACUCAAUCUUUGAAGGACCGACACCCGAGAUGCCAGAAGAGGAUGCGAAAGAGAGGGAAGUCCGCGAAGCGGAGAACAAUUUCAACGUUGACCAACUUCUCUCCAGCACAGAGACACAGGCACGUGCGAUUCUGGGCGACGCAGACAAAUUUCUCAAGCGUGCAAUGGGAGAUAUCCAAGAUGCAGGAAGCUCAGCUACAGCUGAUGUCUGGGGAGUUGGAGGAACCUUUGCAGAGAUGGCAGAGAACAACGCUCUCAGCAGAUGUCAGCAAAACGUUUCUCAAGUGGAGAUGCUAGUGACCCAAGCUCAGAGAGUCCAGCCUGCUGUAGGACAUCUUGGGGAUAUGCGCGUUGCUCAGAUGGAUUUUAUGAGCAAUGUGGUCUUUGACAAUAUUUUCUCGGAUAUGGCAAUGCGCGACAGGAUUCAUGAAUCGAUGGGACAACUAUCACAUGCGCAAUCGAAUUUGAACAGAGAGAUGCAGGCUGCGGAUCAGAGGAUAUCGAGAGCUCAGUCCGAGGUGACUCGAGCAAAAUCUGUGCUGGAUAGACAGAGGAGCGAGUUGCAGCAGGUUAGGGCUGCUGCUUUUGAGAGACUCGCAAACGGCAUGGAGGUGGGGGUGGGUAGACCUCCAGAGUAUGCUGCUGAACCUCCAGCAUACAGUGCUUGAGGUGUGGAUUGGGCCAUGCGAUAUCGUAUACCAAUGUUUGGUCAUAUAGAGC